AUGCGCCGCAAUGCUGCCCCUAAACCCGCUAUCGAGCCCGAGCGCGUGGCUGCUGUCAUGUUAUCUUGGCAUUCUCUUGAGGUAGUCUCCUUGAACAAGGUGCAAACACUUUGGGCUGGUUACGGCGAUAUUUACGAACUCAUAGCUCGAGACCAAGAUGAGACGAGAGCGGAAUUAUAUCCACUGAUACUGAAAUAUAUUGCGCCUCCGCAGGCGCAUCUGGAUUCUAUGGAUGAAGGCCAUUUGCGAAAACUCAUGAGCUAUGAGGUAGAACAGUAUUUUUACAGCUCCGUGGCACCGCUUCUGGAAGAUGAAACUCCUGUGGCUGAUUGUGUCGCUACUACGCGCGAGGCAAGCGGGAAACCUGGUGCUGAGCUUCUCGGGGGUAUCACUGCGACGAUCAUCUCUGACCUAAGACCCCUUUUCCCAAUUGCCGGAGAAAAGCGAUCAGAACUCAAUGUGAAGCAGGUCUUUGCUGCAUUGGAUUGGCUAUCUAGUUUUCAUAGAACGACUCGGAAGUUGGUACCCGAUACACUUGAAGAAUUCCUCCUUCCGCCGCUCAAGGAGGCAGAGAGAAGAACCAGGGGCACUUCUCCUGGGAAGACGUUGUGGCUUAAUGGAGGCUAUACAUAUCUUGCCACUCGGCGAAAAGAGUACGCAUCGCUUGCCGAAGGCGAUUCGGAGUGGUCUAGUCUCCUCACUAAGCCGACUACUCCCGGAGGUCAAUCGAUCUCCGAGCUGGUAGCCAACUUUCUGACUCCGCGUGGCCGAGAGUAUGAGACACUCAUUCACGGAGACGUCAAAUCCGAGAACUUGUUUACUACCGUCUCCGGUGACAAGGUUGCGUUUUACGAUUUCCAAUAUGUCGGUCUCGGACUCGGUGCUUGUGACUUGGCUAAAUUAUUUACGUGUUCGGUGCCCCUAAGGUUACUCAUGGACGGGGGCUACAUCCCAAACGAGCUUCUGAUGGGUGAGGGUGAGAAGGAACUCUUGAAGUACUACCACUCGAGACUGGUCAGUGACUUCAAAGACUCUCGAGGACGCACUCAAAUAUAUGAGUGGGAUGUCUUCGUUCGGCAUUGGGAGACGGCGCUGGUGGACUGGCUGAGAUUCCAGGCUUCUUGGGGGUUUUGGGGUAACACUAAAUGGCUCAAAGCCAGGGUUCGUUCGAUUUUGAGAGAUCAGCAAUGGAAAGACUGGCUUCAGGAGAACCAGAGAUCAACUUGA
This is a messenger RNA of Annulohypoxylon truncatum, 1227 nucleotides long. Its product is annotated as phosphotransferase enzyme family protein. The coding region runs from base 1 to 1227 and encodes 408 amino acids. The transcript has 2 exons. NCBI's taxonomy places the organism in Eukaryota, Fungi, Ascomycota, Sordariomycetes, Xylariales, Hypoxylaceae. The record is from RefSeq and is a predicted model, not a curated record.